Musa acuminata AAA Group (dessert banana) is the source of this 3173-nucleotide messenger RNA. Its product is annotated as beta-galactosidase 5. The transcript is spliced from 19 exons. The coding region runs from base 273 to 2810 and encodes 845 amino acids. Gene Ontology annotation, biological process: carbohydrate metabolic process. The record is from RefSeq and is a predicted model, not a curated record. Gene Ontology annotation, molecular function: carbohydrate binding; beta-galactosidase activity. Lineage: Eukaryota; Viridiplantae; Streptophyta; Magnoliopsida; Zingiberales; Musaceae. Gene Ontology annotation, cellular component: cell wall; vacuole.
GAGACGUGCCACACACCUGUGCUUCUCAGUAUAAUAGUAGCCAUCGUUCUGAGUCCCUCGGAUCGCUUCCGAGCUCACUGCAUGGUGUAUCCAAACGCUGCACAUGGAUCCUUUGGCAGUUUAAGAGGAGCAUCCCACAGCCAUUCAACCCUCCCUUGGACUCAUCCCCUGUCUUCCUCCGCCUGUUACAUUCCUCCUCCCCUCUGCAACGGAGAAAAUAGAGUGGGAGUGGGAGUGGUGGGAGAAUAGUGUGAGAUUUGAGAGAGUGGAGAAUGGUAGUCCAGAGCUCACUGUUGCUGCUGCUGCUGCUGCUUUUCCUUCUUCCUGUGGCAUACAGCGGUGUCACCUAUGACAGGAAGGCCAUCAUCAUCGAUGGGCAGAGGAGGAUCCUCAUCUCUGGCUCCAUUCACUACCCCAGGAGUACCCCAGAAAUGUGGGAAGGACUUAUUCAGAAAGCUAAGGAUGGUGGUCUGGAUGUCAUACAAACCUAUGUCUUCUGGAAUGGACAUGAGCCUUCACCUGGCACUUACAAUUUUGAGGGAAGGUAUGAUUUGGUGAGGUUUAUUAAGACAGUGCAGAAGGUGGGCCUGUAUGUCCACCUUCGAAUUGGUCCUUAUGUCUGUGCCGAAUGGAAUUUUGGAGGAUUUCCAGUUUGGUUGAAAUAUGUGCCGGGAAUCAGCUUCAGAACUGACAAUGAGCCUUUCAAGAUGGCCAUGCAAGGUUUCACCCAAAAGAUUGUUCAAAUGAUGAAGAGUGAAUCACUUUUUGGUUCACAGGGUGGUCCAAUCAUCCUUUCACAGAUUGAGAAUGAGUAUGGGCCUGAAAGUAAGGCAUUUGGUUCUGCUGGUCAUUCAUAUGUGAACUGGGCUGCGGAAAUGGCUGUCGGAUUGAAAACUGGUGUACCAUGGGUUAUGUGCAAGGAGGAUGAUGCUCCUGAUCCAGUGAUUAAUGCAUGCAAUGGAUUCUACUGUGAUUCUUUUACACCUAACAAGCCAUAUAAGCCUACAAUGUGGACUGAAGCUUGGAGUGGCUGGUUUACAGAAUUUGGAGGCACUAUCCAUCACCGACCAGUUGAAGACCUCGCAUUCGCUGUGGCACGCUUUAUACAGAAGGGUGGCUCAUUUAUCAAUUAUUACAUGUACCAUGGAGGAACUAAUUUCGGGCGUACAGCUGGAGGUCCCUUCAUUACCACCAGCUAUGAUUAUGAUGCUCCGAUUGACGAAUAUGGAUUAGUCAGAGAACCAAAAUAUGGACAUCUAAAAGAGCUUCACAGGGCAAUUAAGUUGUGCGAACGAGCUCUAGUUUCAGCUGAUCCAACAGUUAUUUCUUUGGGAAGCCUCCAACAGGCUCAUGUUUUCAGCUCCCAAUCUGGAGGUUGUGCAGCUUUCCUUUCAAAUCACAACCCAAAUUCCUUUGCCAGGGUAAUGUUCAAUAACAUGCACUACAACAUACCACCUUGGUCAAUCAGCAUUUUACCUGACUGCAGAAAUGUAGUAUUCAACACUGCAAAGGUUGGUGUUCAAACAUCUCAAAUGCAAAUGUAUCCUAUUAAUGUUCAGUCACUCAUGUGGGAGAGGUAUGAUGAAGAGGUUGCUUCAUUGGAAGAAAAUUCAUUGAUUACCACAACUGGGCUGUUAGAGCAGAUAAAUGUUACAAGGGAUACAAGUGACUACCUGUGGUACAUAACUAGUGUCGAUGUCAGCCCAGCUGAAGGAUUUUUACAAGGCAGAAAGCGUCCUGUCCUCAUGGUCGAGUCGGCUGGUCAUGCACUUCAUAUUUUUGUUAAUGGACAGCUGUCAGGUUCUGCUUAUGGGAGCAGGGAAGAUAGGAGGAUCAAAUUUUCUGGGAAUGUCAAUCUUCGUGCUGGAACUAAUAGAAUUGCACUGUUGAGUGUGGCAGUUGGAUUGCCGAACGCCGGGGUGCAUUAUGAGUUGUGGAGUACUGGAGUACUGGGUCCUGUUGUGCUACAUGGGCUUGAUGAAGGAAGUAAAGAUUUAACAUGGCACAAAUGGUCAUAUCAGCUUGGUCUAAAAGGAGAAGCUAUGAACCUAAACUCUUUGGAAGGUGCUUCUUCUGUUGAAUGGAUGCAAGGUUCAUUAGUAGCUCAAAAUCAACAGCCAUUAACAUGGUAUAGGGCAUAUUUUGAUGCUCCUGAUGGGAAUGAUCCAUUGGCUUUGGAUAUGGGUAGCAUGGGGAAGGGACAUGUGUGGAUAAAUGGACAAAGUAUUGGAAGAUACUGGACUGCAUAUGCCCCAAGUGAAUACUGCAACUCAUGCAGUUAUAGGGGGACAUACCGAUCACCCAAGUGUCAGAGUGGUUGUGGCCAGCCAACCCAACGAUGGUAUCAUGUACCACGUUCCUGGUUGCAGCCGACCAGAAAUCUACUGAUAGUAUUUGAAGAGCUUGGAGGUGAUGCGACAAAGAUCUCGUUAGCGAAGAGAUCUGUUUCUAGUGUUUGUGCUGAUGUUUCUGAAUGGCAUCCCACGAUAAAGAAUUGGCACAUUGAGAAUUAUGGCCGGCCUGAAGAGCACCACAAGCCAAAGGUUCACCUGCGAUGUGCACAAGGACAAUUUAUAUCUGCCAUCAAAUUUGCUAGCUACGGGACACCGAUUGGAACUUGUGGAAAUUUUCAACAGGGAGCAUGCCAUUCACCAAAUUCUCACACCAUCCUGGAGAAGAUGUGCAUUGGAAAGGAGAAAUGCAUGGUUGCCAUCUCCCAAAACAUCUUCGGCGGGGACCCAUGUCGAAAUGUCAUGAAAAGAGUUGCAGUGGAAGCCAUAUGUUCUUCAGCUGCUCAGCCGACAUCUUGAGCUCCAGAAAGCACAAUCAUAGGAAACUUCUUUUGCUGCUUUGAAAGAAUGACAGGAAAAAUUUGGCAUAACUGUAAAGUUCUCAAGUCGAUCAAAGGUAGCUUGUCUUGUGUGGCAGUUACAUGUAGAGGGAAAAGUUAGUCUGUAGUUAGUGCAUUUGUUCUACCAACUUCUCUAUUUGAAUUCUGAGACAUUCUCUGGUCCACCAUCAUAUUAUCAGAAGUUGGUGCCAGAAUGAAGAUCAAGAGGAAAGCAAAAGAAAACCACUACUUAAUUGCUUUCAUCUUGUUCCUUUUUCUUCUGUUAUUGCAGGAAGGUGUCAUCAAAAAAUGGUUGUAUCAAGUGGUUGAUUCUAAUGCUCUG